AUGUCGCUGGCGCGAAAGCUGAUUGCGCCGAAGGCUGUUCGAACGUCGCAUGCACUCAGUGCGUUCCCUGUGGCAUACUUGCGGCCAACCCCGCCUCGCAUUGAGGAAGCUAUUGAGGCCGAUGACGUCGUCCUCACGUCGGACUUGGAAGUGGAGUACGAUGACGACGAUUCAGAUACGGGUGUGUUGAACACGGUGGAUGAGGUGCUGGCAUUUCAGGAGGACGAGGAGGAUUUGCAGGACGAGUCCUCACCAACCAAUAGUCAUCGGGGCGUCCCCCCCGAGCCCGUCCCCAACACUGCUAUGUUGCCCGACGAGCUCCGCGAAUUGUCGCGGUCGGGGUGGAACGUCCUCACUGGCAUGGUUCCUCCAGAUACUCCUGUUGACCAAUCCGAAUGGUUUCGUGGCUACUGUGGUCCUAGCCAUCAAGCCGCUUUGCUCUGGGACCAACCCAUGGACCUGUUCCACUUUUUCCUUCCGAAGUCUAUGUGGCAACACAUCGCCACUGAAACCAAUAACUACCGGCGCGAUAACAUCCAAACAAUCGUUACCGAGAUGCAUCGGACUCAGCGCCGCCUAGCGAAGUCGAAGCAAUCACACAAGGCCAAGCCUGUCGCAGUGUUGAUGGCGAAAGUCCUCAAUGUGAAACCCAUUGCACCUGCCGAGAUUCACGUGUGGUUUGGACUUCUCAUUGGCCAUAUGCUUUGCAAACGCAAACACAUCAAAGACCAAUGGAGCCGUAGUGAAAUCGGAGCCAUCCCUGCAGGGACGUUUGGGCGGUACAUGUCAAGGACAAGAUUUGAACAAAUUUCGAAGUACCUGCAUUUCUCCGACAACAAAGACCCCAGAGCAAAGACUGACAAAGCGUGGAAGGUGCGACCAAUUGUGGAGACUCUUGAACGCACCUUCAAAGAAGGGUACUUCAUGGGGCAAACCUUGGCCUUCGACGAAGGCAUCAUUCCAUCCCGAAGCCGCCUGAACAAGCUGAAGCAGUAUGUCAAGGACAAGCCUCACAAGUGGGGCACGAAGUUGUUCAUGCUGAACUGCAGUCGCACUGGCUACUGCGGACGAAUAGAGAUAUACUGCGGCAAGCAAACCUCGAGCGAGGAGCAGUGCGCCUUGGAUGCAAAGACGGGUCCAUCGGCUGUUGUGCGGAACAUCAAGCGGUACUUCGACCAAACGCUCGAUGAAGGGCGGCGCACGAUUGUAACCGACCGGUUUUACACCUCAGUUGCAUUGUCACAGCAACUGAGGGGUAUGAACUUCAAUUCCGUCGGUACUAUCAUGACAAACCGCCUUGGUUGGUGUAAAGACAUCAACUGGACCUUUGCUCGACGUCCAAAGAGCAUCAACCGAGGCGCAUUCAAGAUGGCGAUCGCCAAGUGUAACCCAGAAAUGGCCGCCAUAAGUUGGGUCGACAAUCGACCUGUGUCAUUCUUGUCGAAUGGGCUGCCAACCGAUCCAACCACCUGUCGCCGCCGUGAAAAGGCUACGGCCACAACACCGUACGAGUCAAAGACGGUACCGACACUGCAAUGCAUCAAAACGUACCUCGAUGGUAUGAACGGCUGUGACAGACACGAUCAACUACGGCUACACAGCUACUCCGUUCAGCUAAGUCGAAAGUUUGUAAAGUACUACAAGUCCCUCUUUCUUGGACUAGUUGACAUGGCCAUUGUCAACGCGUACAUUGUUCACAAAGACACUGCAGCUCGGCUCAACAUGCCGAUUAUGACCCAUCGCGAAUUCAUGCUGGCGCUUCAUGAACUUCUCCUGCAAGCCACCGCGGCCGACUUCACUCAAGAAAAAAAGAAAUCAACUGGUCCGAAUUCAGUGAGGAGUGCAACCCAGUCAACGACCUUCAACGAGAAGCGACACGUCCUUCAAGAAAUAACCAAGUGGAAGCCAACCAAGGCUGGUAGAUCGCGUGCGCGCCAGCGUUAUGGAUGUAAAGUAUGUCAAAUCAGCCGAACUGCUGAGCAAACGCGCGGACGGUCCACCGUCUUCAUCUGUGCGCAAUGUACUGAGGAUGCCAACGGAGGACAAUUGUUCUUAUGUCCCCAAGAGCGUACUCAAUGGAACGGCCAGCACAUGUCGUGCUUUGAGGUGUGGCACAGCCAGUGGCAAUGUGGCCUCCGCCUCCCACCGGCAUUUCGUUGCCGUUUCAUUCGUACAUUCAAGCCAUCGACGAGAUCAUUCGAAACCUCGCAGCGAGAUGAGGACGAAAGUAAGGAUCUCCAUGAAGACGGCGGUGAAGACGACGAAGGAAACGAUGGCGGAGACGAGGGUGCCAAAACCCAGGGACGCGACAGUUGCGAUGAUGUCUACCGUCAAAGCGAGAUCCUCGCAUAUGGUGCAGGAAUUCAAGGAAGUGACGGAGAAAGUGAUGCUAACUUCAACAACGCUGCCACCAACCAAAUCAACUUACACGACGAGACAAUCAAGGAUCGACAUGCCCGGACCGACGUGUCGGAAGGGGAUGCCAAGGCGUACACAGUGAAUGAAGAGUCCAGAUUCAUUCUCGUCCGCAACAUCCCGGCGCUGGGCGCGACCGACGAGUUGCUGCGACGACUCGCUGAGUUUGGGACCGUUGAACGUCACCGCCUCGAAGACGAUCACGACGACGCCUCCGAGUAUGUGGACGUCAUGUGGGUUCAAUUCGAUACUGUGACUGCUGCUCGUCGUGCCAAAGCGCUGGCGGUGAAGAACCCGUUCUACGGCAGCGUUUUGCAGAUCUCUUACCUUCCCCAGGACGAACGAUCAAGUGACACCCGGGCCAAACUCGACGAGCGACGGGAGCUGCUCCAGACACGGUUCCAUGCGCAUCAACGUCGUCAUGUUCCUCCCGACAUCAUUGGACCUCUCCUUCCUCAAGCCCCGCCGCGUGCUCCACUUCCGUUGUGUCCCCCACCCGCAGUGUCGGUAGAAGGACUCCCACCGCCGACUGCUCCAUCGAGUGAUUCGGUUGCGUCUCAACCAACAAGUAUGCCGCCCCCACCACCACAGAAACGUCGGCGUAUUUAA
Molecule: messenger RNA, 3024 nt
Organism: Aphanomyces astaci
Lineage: Eukaryota; Oomycota; Saprolegniomycetes; Saprolegniales; Verrucalvaceae
Exons: 8
Coding region: 1-3024 (1007 amino acids)
Molecular function (GO): RNA binding
Source: RefSeq, a predicted model, not a curated record